CGCGGCGCUGGGUGCGCGGCGGCUGCCUUAAUGGCGGAGCUGCGGGAGGGGCAGUGCCUGCCGGCUGUGGGAGAGAAGGAUGUCGGCUGGCGGUGCAGCCGUUCCUGUCACGUCCGCGGCUAUCACGGGCUGUCCUAGUGCUCCAAACCCUUGUUAUUUUUUAAGAGGCCGAGUGCAGGAACGGCUCGGAGAAAGGAAUCCUUAGUUGACACCUGAUGGGAGGGUAGAAUGUGCUCUGCUCAUCUUCAUCCCGCAGAGACAGCUUCAGUGGCGUGUGUGGGGGAUGUUCCGCAGCCUUCAGCUGAGGGGCACGAGCUGUGUAUGGAGAAGGGAUUUACUUGAGGAGCGUUUGCUGCUUGUGAAAACACAUGGGCAUUGACUCCGGAGUGAGGGUGCAUGACCCGAAAAGGACACAGAUGGCCCCAGCUCCUCAAAUCUGUUUGUAGUGAGUAGGACCUGGCCUUACAGCAGGAAGGUGGUUACAGGAGCCUUAGGUAGUACUGCUUGGCCCGAAUAAACUGGCUACUUUAUUUUCCAGUAUCUAGAAGGGAGAAUUUAUAUGUUUCUGAAGCUGAAAGUUACUUUGCUUCUCCAUGAGAACUCCAUUGCUUUGGUAGGGGGGAAUUUUUCUUUUUUUAAACAAAGAAGCAACUACUAGAUAUUGAUGCUUCUAAUGUACCUACCCACUUCUUGCUACAGUACUGUCUGUUACUGCUGCACCUUUUCUUGGAUGGAACCAUAAAACCUACCAUAAAACCUAGCAGCAGUGUCAGAAGAGGCAGAGGUGCCCCCAACCAUCCCAACAGUCCAUCCCUGGGCAUAGAGAGGAGACCACCUCUCAGCAACAGCUGGUUACUAGAUCAGUGAAGCUGUAGCAAACCCACAGCCUUGGAAACCUAUAGCUUUGGAGAGUUGGAGCUUGAUGAUCUUUAAGGUCCCUUCCAACCUAAGCCAUUCUAUGAAACACUGACAGCUACAAGAAGAAUGCCUGUAUGAGCUACAGAUGCACUGCACCAACUGGAAUGCUGUCUCAUGUUUUUUUUUUGUUUUUUUUUAAUUUAAGUGCGUGCACAAAACAAGAUUGCAUCACUGAGCAUGAUAUGGGGUUCCAAUUCAGAAGGUACUUUAUCUCUUAAGCUACAAUAAACAUUUAUAAAAUAGCUGUCACAAAAUUGUUCAGUUUGAAUAAAAAUACAGUGAUACUGCAUUUCACAUCUAAACUGAUUUCUUACACGUUCUUUGUAAAUUCUGAAUUGACGGGAUUUUAAUUCUUUUGAUUAAAAUAAAACAAUACCCUUUGUCAGCUGUCAAACACACAGUGAAAUGUUAUUCAUUCAGCUGAUGCCAUGAUCUGAGAUGAUACACAAUGAUACAGUUAACUUAUCAAACUGUACUUGUUGAUGUAGCUCCACUGUGGGACAGUGCCGACUAAACAAAACCCUUUUUCGUGAAUGCUUGUUCAAUCCUGGCAUUCAUCUUGGGCCAUAACAAGAAGGUAUCUGUUUCCCAGGGCAUAGCAUAACAAGCAUUUAAGUGCUGAAGGAAAGGGGAAAAAAAAAAAAAAAAAAGGAAAGGGGGACAGUUUGCUUUGGAAAAGAAAAAUAGCCCAGCAAGGUCUGGGACUUCCUCUGCUAAAUGGCUUUGUCACAGCAGAUUACCUUGAGCUGAAGUUUAGCAUCCCUUUGGACAGUCAUACAAGAACAGCUUGGUAUGACCUUUGCUCAAUUGUCUUUGAAGUAAAAGAGUGGGAAUUUCACUGCGCAGCUCCAAGCCACUCAAGGUUCUCUCAAGGAAAGUGUGAUAAGCUACAGGAAAAAGCACGAGAGAAGCACGGUAAUGAAGAUGGUAGGCAGCCAAAAGCACAGUGCAGAAGAGGAAGCUCAGAAAACCUGCGCUCCCAGAUUUCAACGAAAGACUCUGACAGCACCUGCCCCAUUUGCAGAUGAAACAAGCUGUCAGUGCCGAGCGCCCCAUGAGAAGCUAACCAUUGCACAAGCCCGCCUGGGAACACCAGUUGACAGACCUGUCAGAGUGUAUGCAGAUGGGAUAUUUGACCUCUUCCACUCUGGCCAUGCUAGAGCUCUUAUGCAAGCCAAAACUCUAUUCCCAAAUAGCUACUUAUUAGUAGGAGUUUGCAGUGAUGAUUUAACUCAUAAGUUCAAAGGCUUCACUGUGAUGAAUGAAACGGAGAGAUAUGAAGCCCUCAGGCACUGUCGCUAUGUGGAUGAGGUCAUCAGAGAUGCACCCUGGACGCUAACACCAGAGUUCCUUGAGAAACAUAAGAUCGACUUUGUAGCCCAUGAUGACAUCCCAUACUCCUCUGCUGGCUCGGAUGAUGUAUACAAGCACAUAAAGGAGGCAGCUACCUGCCGCAGUGCGUGGUCCUGCCGUGCUUUCCCAGCUGGCUUUCUUUUCCCACUUUGCUCAGGAAUGUUCAUACCAACGCAGAGAACUGAGGGUAUCUCAACAUCAGAUAUAAUCACAAGGAUUGUCCGGGACUAUGAUGUGUAUGCCCGGCGCAACCUCCAACGAGGAUACACCGCCAAAGAGCUGAACGUUAGUUUUAUCAAUGAGAAGAAAUAUCGCUUUCAAAACCAAGUGGACAAAAUGAAAGAAAAAGUAAAGAACGUAGAGGAAAAAUCGAAAGAAUUUGUUAACAAGGUGGAAGAGAAGAGCCAUGAUCUCAUUCAGAAAUGGGAAGAAAAGUCCAGGGAAUUUAUUGGCAACUUUUUAGAGCUGUUCGGACCCGACGGAGCCUUGAAGCAGAUGUUCCAGGAACGAAGCGGCCGAAUGCUGCAGGCUUUCUCUCCACGGCAGAGCCCAACCAGCAGCCCUACGCGAGGCCGCUCACCGUCCCGCUCGCCGUCCCCACCGUGGGUCUUCAACAAAGCCUCCCCACCCUCUUCUCCUAAAGCUGCCUCCGCCUCCCUCAGCAGCAUGAGCGAGGGAGACGAGGAUGAAAAGUAAAACACAGAUAUAUUUUUUUAACCAUGAGACAGAAGAACAAGCUAUGGACUCAACCGCUGGAUGGGGAGAAGCGUGAGGAACAUCUGGGGUAUCUCUGACAGCAGGGAGCGUGCUCUGGGAGAUGUUGGAAAUGGACUGGAGCACAGCAGGGGAGAUCUCAGGAAGAGCGUAUCCCAUCCCCGCUCCCUCGCAGUGCCUGGAGGCCCCACCGGCAGCAUUUGCCUGGCACGGUGCCGGGGACCAGCAGAAAAGCAUCCGCCUGCGAGCGAGCUCCUGUCCAUGUGCUGCUGCUUCCUGCUGCUGGGGGCUGGCCGGAUCGGGGGGACCUGUGCCGAGCAGGGCGGGCAGGAGCCGCGGUCCUCCACAGUCCUGACCCAGCGCGUGGGCACACAGCUGCGGCUGGUGGAUGGAGAAGUUGGACCCUGCUAACCCUGAGCUCUUCCAGCACGCGAAGGAAGGGCGUUGCUGCAGCAAAUAUAUUCAGAAACAGGAAACGAGCCUUCUUUUUGAAUGAAACCCACCCCAGACCUCGAAUCGUGCCAGCAAAAUGGAGAGCUGUCCAGCUGAGCAGAUGGAAAUUCAUUUGAUACAUUCGAGCUGCUGAAUGUUGCUUGUUGACCAAGCCUCUGUUCAGGGCAUACGUAAAGAUUCCGGCUGUACAAACACCCUGAGCUUUAUCAAAUCUUUCUCCGUGUUCCUAGUGCCUGAACAGCUAUGUUGCAGCCUCCACUCCCUAGGUUCGCACUUUGGAGGCAAGAAAGUAAGCGAAGACCAUCCUAGCUAGAAUUUCUUGCAGUGGGAAAUAACUGGUCUGAGGAGUGGCAUUUUCAGCUGGUGAAUGGUAAUAACGUACGUGGAGUCCUACCGCCCAGAAACAGACCGACCUCUCCUGGAAACCCCGCUGCUCCCAGACAUCACCCUACGGCAAGACCAGCAGUGCCGCCGUCCUCGUGUGCUACUGAUCUAGUUCAAAGAAAUUUCGCAUGAAACUCUGAACCAAGCGUGUCCAUAGACAUGCUGUCCCUGCAUGCGGUGCUGGGGCCAUUCCUCUACCCUGAUACGGAGAAGAGGCUGGAAAAAACAAUGGAAGCCCUUUAAGUGGGCUUAGGCACUGGGAUUUUCUUUCUCUUGCUGUGACAUUUUUAUGUCCCCAAGCAGAACUACAGAAGUAGCACUAGGGAAGCUUUCUCCUCUCCCCAAUGCACACUCUGAUCGCCUCCAGCUUGGCAAUAACUCGCCUGCCUUCCUCCUGGCUCUACCAUGCAGCCCCUCAGCUGGCGCUUGUCCCCUGGCAUUGGAACAGGCUGCCCAGGGAGGUGGCGGAGUCACCGUGGAGAUGUGGCACUGAGGGGCAUGGUUAGCAGGCUUGGGGAUGGAUCAGUGGUUGGACUAGAUGAUCUUAGUGGUCGUUUCCAAUCUUAAUGAUUCUAUGAUGUGUCUUGGGGAAUGCUUUGCCAGACAACCCUGACUACCACAAGACCCAGUAACUAUCUCAAGGCGUGCAUUGCCUUCUGGAGCCCAGCUGGCUCCUCCGUCACAGAGCUGCAAAAAGAGGUGAGCAGGGAACAGGACUAACGCUGCGUUCAUGAGGAAGUGCAUGAGGAGAGCCGCAGCGAGCUCAGCCGUGCACCUGGUGGGAUGAUGCAAUUAAGACCUUUCUCGGCCUUAGGCAACCUGUUACUGUAAUUUCAUACCUGAGAUGCACUCGUUAGUUUUUCUGAUCCUUUGCAAGUCUAAAGUCUUCCCAUCACAAACCACUCCUCCACCAUGGGAACUGUCCGCUCGCUACUGGUGCUGUUCAUACAACGAGCCAUGUCCAAACACAAUGGAGGUGGGCAGGUUUUUCCUUGUUCUUGAGUUUUACUGUUCGUUUUAAUUUCAUCACGCUCCCUAUUCAGCAGUCCCCGGUCAGUGUUUGGGGCGGAAGACAGCAUCCAUGACGUGUGGGUGGGGCUGGAGAGAAACUCAGCAGAGUGACCUCUGCCUGGCAGAAGCUCUUUCUCGGUCCCAGGUGGCAACCCAGUGACAAAGCCAUAUCCUGUACCAGGCAUCCUUUGCCCACGUAGGACAUCAAUAAGGCGAAGCCUUUCCCCUGCUGGUACAGACACCAAUAUCCAUAAUGCUAUCUCCAGCAAACCAGAACCUCAUUGUCUUUGGACACGUGGAAGGCAAUUUUGCACUUCUGAGUCAUGGUUGGCUUUUAUUUUUCAUGAGUGUUGCUUUAAUUCAGUCCUAUUUAUUGGCCAAGCUCCACAUGAAAAAUAAACGGUGUACAACAGAGAUUUCUGCCUCUCACCUUCAUUUUAUAGCAUGUUGGGGCACACCAACACAACUCCUGGCACAACCCCGCUGACAGCACAGCACUUGUCACCUCCACCCUUUGUACCUCCCCACUUCACACCCCUAAACAUCUCCGACCUGCCCAACAUCUGCUGCUCGUGUUCCUAGUGCUGCUCACAGGAACCCCUCUCACAUCCUCCCCCAGCAGCAGCUGUGGUGCUCUGCGUGCCAGGCCAGCUCACAGGUGCACCAGGUUCCUGCAGAACUGCAGCAGCAGAUGUGAGCCACAGAGCAGCUGCUGACACUGCCCCGUGGAUUCGGCUCUUCUCCUGCAGCUCGGUCAGGCUGAACCUGCACGUUCUGCCUCACCACCUUCUUACAGAAAAGAUGGAAGGGAAAGAGUUAUUGGUACUGCAGCAGCUGCAGAAAUUUGUGUUUAUUACGUUUUUUUCCUCUGACAGUUCUGCGUUAGGCAGAGAGCAGCUGAAGCAGCAGACAAGGUGCUAGGACUUCCCAGCUGAGACAUUUAAUUACGGAAUAAGUCCAAACUUCAAAGUUGCUCAGCACAGCAGAGGAACUGUUGGAAGGCCCCCACCAAAACACCCCCUGGCAAUGCGAGCUUUGUUGCUGAAGAUGGAUUUGGGGCAGUUUUGCACGGUACCCUGCAGCACAUGGGAGACAGAAGACAUCCCCAGAGGAAGGUCUCCCCUGAACAUCCAUACGAGUGCAUAUGAACCAGGCAGGAACCUCUGAAAUACGAAGAAGCAGAAAUUGUUUCCUGCAGCACACGGCAGAGAGCUCCUGUUCCAGCUCUCACAUAACAGAUUCGCUUACUUUUAAAUCCCUCCAUCAUUUAAGCAUGAAAUAUGAUGGUGCGAGAUCACUCGUGUAAGGUUAACUCACAAUACUCCAGCAAGAUAAACAUUUUAAAACCAGAUUAUAACAUGUGUAUAUUAACCAUUAUUUCCAAAUGCUGUGGGGACUGAAUUCUCAAAAGAAAAAUUCUCCUAAUCUGCACCCAGCUGGACUACUGAAGAAGACAACCCGCCGUCCUGUGUGUAAGCGUACGAAGGCAGGAACAUUCAAAGGGAAAAUCCUACAUGAAGGCAUUAACCAGGCUGCAUGCACAACUGACAUCUCUCAUGUAUUUCAGAUUCUAAACCCAGCUUUGUUACAAUGAAUUAUGGCCCCAGCAGCAAACUCUGGAAUUUUUAAGCCUAUUCCAUCAUUUUCUAAUCAUGUUUCCCUACCAACAAACCCCAUGCAUCAGUAAAAUUAAGUAACUGAACUGCAAAGCCAUCACCCACUUGAGAAAGGUGAAUUAUAACCUCCUCUUUACAGAGAAGAGGCUUUGAAACCCAACAGCACUUCAGUACAUGCCAUAGGAGCCUCUGGAUUUCUCAUUCCAAAAAUAAUGCAGAACAGGAGUAGGAGCCCCAUAACUUCACUAUUUAUCCAAACUUCAGAUAACUGCGUAUCAUCAGUUCACAAGCUGAAAGGUUUCACUUUUGUCAGUGUCCUCAGCACCACUGCAUUAUCUGAUUAAAAGCCAAAUACCAGAAUAAAACACGGAACUAUCCCUUAUUGAGCAGCCAGGAGGUUUGCGUGCUUUGCCGAAUGGCUCAGCUGCUCAGCCAGAAGCAAAAAGCUAAGAGCUUGCCUCCUUGAGCGCUGACGGUUGCAUCAAGCACCAUGACAAUGUGUCCUCGCACACCAUGAACGACCCAGGUGCUUCCAUUCUCCCCUGUGAAACGCAGCGUUGGGCAAGUUGGCAUUCCUCACGGUGACGUGCAUCAGAGUGCUCCUCAACAAAGUGCAGUGCCAACUUCUGGAGAACCCAAGCGAGCCUUGCCAGCACCGAAACAAUGUUCAGUACUUUAUUUACAGGGACGCUUCUUCCCAACAAAAGUUUUAAAAUAAUUUUCUUUUGGAUGAGUUUGUCUCGGGUCUAACAAAACGACAACCAACCCGAGCCUCACUCCUUAAGGAAAAAGUGAGUUACGCUCAGCAGGCCCAGGUAUUUCCCUUCCCUGCUUAAUAACUAACUUUGCUUUUAAUUUUCUUGUAAGAGUUACAAGCACUCAUAAAUCUUAAUGGAAAAAGUCUCCAGGUGGAAGCCCAGAAUAUGAUUUCAUAACAGACAUUCCAAGCGCCAAGAAUAUCUCAUGCAUUUCGGUUUCAGGGAAGGUUUACAUAGCAGGAAAAAGAGGUGCUCACGUGCUUCAAGGAAAACACAAGACGAUAAACCACUGCUGCACACAGACAGAACAAUCCAACAACAGGGCUUACAAAACCCACUGUCACUCCAUUUGUUCCGUUGCUUAAUUGUUAGGAAACCAAGAAGUUCCAGAAGUGGGGAUGAGUGGAAGAGGCAAUCCAUAGCACUGAACACUGUAGCGUACAUCCUACUCCAUAGACAUAACAGAGGUGCCUGAGGCUGCAGGCCUAACACUCCCUUUAGUUACUGGCAUUCAUAGAAUCAUAGAAUGGCCUGGGUUGAAAAGGACCUCAAAGAUCAUCGAGUUUCAACUCCCCUGCUGAGUGCAAGGUCGCCAACCACUAGACCAGGCUGCCCAGAGCCACGUCCAGCCUGGCCUUGAAUGCCUCCAGGGAAGGGGCAUCCACAACCUCCCCCAGGCAACCUGUUCAUCUAUCAAACCCAUUAGUUACUCACUCUGUAAGUGACCCAGUCUUGAUCAGCGAGGGCUGCAGAGCCAAAAGGAAGAAAGCACCCUUACAGAACAACACGGUGAGCCGAGGAGCCACAACAGUUCCAGACGUACUUCCCAUGCAGAUGGUACCCAGCUCCUUAACUCUGCUCCUUUGCUUUCCAGUUCUAACAUCUGUUCUGCUUAUGAACCUGUGUUCCCCCCAAAAUAAAAAUAAUCUGGAUAACAAA
Numida meleagris (helmeted guineafowl) is the source of this 8146-nucleotide messenger RNA. It is a transcript of the gene PCYT1B, whose product is annotated as phosphate cytidylyltransferase 1, choline, beta. Gene Ontology annotation, molecular function: choline-phosphate cytidylyltransferase activity; phosphatidylcholine binding. The record is from RefSeq and is a predicted model, not a curated record. NCBI's taxonomy places the organism in Eukaryota, Metazoa, Chordata, Aves, Galliformes, Numididae. Bases 1837 to 2967 code for a protein of 376 amino acids. The transcript is spliced from 9 exons. Gene Ontology annotation, biological process: CDP-choline pathway.